CGUUACGCCGCUGGACCGAGGCUGCUCCAGGAGUCAUGGUGGGGUCGGCAGCCCAAGCCGCGGCCGUAGAAGAGCGGCGAAAAAAGCUCCAGGAGUAUUUAGCAGCCAAAGGAAAGUUAAAAUGCCCAAACAUCAAGCCUUAUCUCAAAGACCAGAAACAGUGUUCAAAUCCACCAACCUCUAGAUCUACUGCUAGACCCAAAAAUGAUGCAGGGAGAUGGGCCCAGUCUCAUGCUGGUGGGAGACCCACUGCUAACGUGCUCCAGCCAGGAUCUUCCAAUGUCAAUGGAUCCCAAAGGCCAAAGCCAGCAGCAGCAAAAAUUCCGAGGAAAGGACCAAUUACAGGCCCCCCUUCCUCCGAGCCAGACUCUAAACUCCCAGGGAAUACCCACAUCCACCCUCCGCAGAAAGUGGCAUCUUCUACUGCGCUUAAGCUGACUAGAAAGCCUCUGCCAUCAAGUGAGAGCCAGUGUAUGAGGAGGUCCUCAGAGCAGGAGACAACAGCAAAUCACAGAAUUGCCGGGUGGAUGGACUCUGUGCCCGAGCUCCACACUGAAAACCAGCUCUUAGAUGACUUUGCAAAGGAGACAAACAAAGAGAACUGGCCUCUCCCAGCCACUGUGGAACUAAAGAGGAAACCAGAGUCUGGGUUUUGUAACACAGCCAAAUCAAAGGGCAAUCCGCACAAUCCCAGCAAAAGAGGUCUGGCUCCAAAGCAAGCUGGGGACAAAGGUGCCAAGAACAGCGACCUUCGGAAAGACCAGGUUAACAAACCACUUGUUCACAAGAUUCAAGCCUGGGUUCCCGCAGGAAAUUCCCAGCAGCAGCUCCCCAAGGGGGCAGGUUGUGAAAGACCAGGAGACAAACAUCCAAGGACGGUUCCUUCUCAUCUGGUUCAGAGCCUUGCCAGGACUCAAGAAUCAAAGAAACUAGUAACCAGGAAAGAGGUUGGAAAGGUCAACAAAGAUGAAAAAGAAGGUCGCAAUGGAUCAAAGUUACAAGGAAAUGCUGUCAUUAAACAGACUAUCGAAAGAAGACUCCCAAGGACAAAUUCAGCGGUGCCACAGGUGGGAAGGUUCAAUCGAUGUGAAAGUGGUCAGCAAGAUCUAAGGCUGAUGCAGCCUUGUCCCAAAAGGAAGUCAUCUGUAAGGGUGCUGCCAUCGAGAACCACGACAAGACAGCCUCACCUGAUGUGUGGCACCUCGAAAGGCCACACACAUGGACUUACAAAGAAUCAGAGCAAUUAUAGCUUGAAAAAAGAGCCACAGACUCUGGACUCUAAGACCAAAAGGACUGUGCCCUGGAAUUAUUCUGUGAGAAGCUUGAACCCCACAGCUCAACCCAGUGUCGGCUUGACGAAGCCGACCACAAGUGAGAGAGGAAUGAGGCAGCCAGCCUUGCUGGAGGCACCCAGUCCCCAGGUCCAGCCAAAUACCCAGAAGAAAAGAGGCAAGGAGGACCGAAGGAAAAAACUGGAAGAAUGGCUGGCAUCCAAAGGGAAGACCUAUAAACGACCCCCGAUGAAGUUUCUCGCACAAAACAAGAACAUGCAGAAAUUCAACCUUUCCUUCUGGAAGAGCAUAAGAGAGGAGGAGGAGGAGACGAAGACAGCAGAGCUGGACCUUUCCAACAAAAUUAAGAGCUCCCUGGCGGAGUGCCUGAAGCUGGUGGAAGAGGGCGUGCACUCCGAGGAGAUCCUGGCUAUACUCUCUGGCUUUCCCGAGGCAGAAAAGUUUGCCACAUUCUGGAUCUGCAAGGCCAAGCUACUGGCGAGUACAGACAGCUCGGAGGUGAUAGGACUCUACGAAGCCGCUGUUCGCUGUGGGGCCGAGCCAAUACAAGAGUUGCGCGAUGUUGUCCUCAGUAUUCUGAAAAGCGCCAAGAGAAUAACAGAAGGAAUCACCAGUGAAAUUAAUUCUACAUCUGUGAAGGAGGUGGCAAAGGAAGAGACAUCCCAAGAAUUUGAUUUUCUCCCUCCAAGAGAGAGAGUCCAAACUGUAGCUGCUCCCCAAACAGCCAAGAAGUGUAAAGACAAUCAUCUGAUGCCCUGUAUCAAGUUGCAGAUCACCCCCUUGCCAAGAACUCCUGGAAUGCCUGAGAAACAAGACGUGAAGCUCAUCACUCCUGUGCGGCGCUCCUUGCGCAUCGAGCACGCGAGGCCUGCUUACCCCGACGCACUUCAGGAGCACAGCACGGUGGUGGCCUCCCUUGACGAGCUGUCCGGGGUGACAGAGGCCGAUUGCUUCAUCUACUGCAACAACGAGGCUCUGCCGGAGGAGACCGAGCUGCAGAUCUUUGGGGCAUUGUAGCUCCUGGCUCUCCUGGAAAGGGGCUCGGUGCGUCAGAAAGCCCCGGUGGGAGCCCUCCCCUGGCUGGGCCAGAGCUUCAUCCUAAGGGACCUGGAUUCAUUGAGUAGUGUGACCCGUGCCCAAUACCUAGCACAAGCUUAGACUCACUAACAAUUGAUGAGGCAGGACUGGAAAAUAUCUGACCCUCGAGUCAGUAUUUAUUUUAUCUUUGCUAUUGCUGAUGAUACCAUCAGUGCCCAUCAACCCGAGCGCUGUAAGCUCGGCCUGCACUUUGUAUCCAUUUGUCAUUUGAUCCUCAACAGCUCUGUGAGGGAGAAUGAUUGUACCCAUUUUACAGAUGAGAAAACAGGCUUGCAUUAAGUGGUUUUCCCAAAGUGACGUAGUGAAGGGGCACAGCCUAGGAUUCAAACCUAGAUGCUCCUGCUUCCGUUCCAUUGUGCCUUCUGGCAUGCCAUGAUUGCAUUGUUUUCUGUGAUUCCCAACUGCUGGCAGAGGCAGAAGGCCAGGUUCUCUUGGCAGUCCUACAUGGCCAUGAAUCAUGGACUAGAACAAGCACCUACUAGGUGCCGAGCUCCGUGCCAGAUGCUCAGGAUACAAAGGACCUUGUACUCUGCCGUCACCACCUUGGAAGAAUCAGAGCUACAGAGAAUGCAAAGGGCAGUGGAACAGUGCCUGGUGCAGCAUAUGCCCAAGAGGUAACAAGACACACGUGUGGCCAGGAUGGACAGCCCCGAGAAUGAGGGAGCAGGCGUGAACGGCUGCAUCUGAACAGCAGCACAUCGGAAGGACAAGAGCACGGCCUCUGGGCCACAAGGGCACCAGUGAUGGAAAGACAUGGACCAGAGGUGCCCAGGGAGGGACGGCACCCUGCAUUAAGGCACAGCCUGGUGGAAGCAUGUGCCCUCACCUCAUGGGGGUGGUGCAGAAGUGGGUCUUGGAGGGGCCUGGCAAGCGUAAAACUAUUAGCAUGGUGUAGACCUUCGCAAUCAUAUCCAGUAGUACAAAAGGUAUGGAACUGAGAGCUGAGAGACAAGGGUUCUAGACCCCCAGAGUCUGUAGAGAGACACAUCUAGAACUGGGAGCUGAGAGACGAGGACUCUAGACCCCCAGAGUCUGUAAAGAGACACAUCUAGAACUGGGAGCUGGAGACGAGGGUUCUAGACCCCCAGAGUCUGUAAAGAGACACAUCGAGAACUGGGAGCUGGAGACGAGGGUUCUAGACCCCCAGAGUCUGUAAAGAGACACAUCGAGAACUGGGAGCUGGAGACGAGGGUUCUAGACCCCCAGAGUUUGUAAGGAGACAUGUCUUCAUUUCUCUGUGGAGUGAGCAGGGAGUUGAGUGAUGAUCUAGUUGAGCUCCUUCAUUUUACAAACAAAGAAAUGUCUUUAGAAUGGCUGGGAUCCUCGAUUCUGAGCCAGAAGAGAUCUUGGAAUUCUAAUCUAGUGAGGAAACUGAAGCCAAGCAACUUAAGUGACCAAGGUCACACCGAGAGCCAGGAUUUGAACUCGCUUCCUCUGCCUCCAACUCCAGCACCCUUUCCAUUGUAACUUUCCCAAAGGCGCCCAGCUAGUGAGUAUUUUCCAAGCAGGUCGCAGAAUCUCAGAGCUGGAAGGGACGAGAAAGGCCGUCUACUCUGAGCAGUACAGAAUCAAUGACAAGGGGUCCUCUAGCGUCUCCUUGAAACUCUUCCGUGAGGGGAGCCUGUGCCGAACCACGGUCAGGUUUCCUUGGAUGUUGUCAAAGCUUAGCUCUUCACAUCUCUUGUUGUCAUUUUGUUCUUUGAGUCCUGCCCACUCAAUAAGCGUGUGUUGACCACCUCCUACGCAGGUGCACUUCACGUAUGUGAAGACAAUGAGCGUGUUCCUGCCAGUCCUCUUCUUCAGCUUAGGCAUCCCCAGUUCCUUUGACCAACCCUCAUACGGCAUGUUCUCCCUUCCUCCUAUCAGUCCUAUUGACCUCCUAUUCAUGUUGAUCUAUGCUCUAACCGAAAUGAGGCACCAAGUUUUAGCACAGUAACAGUAAAUCUGGCAGGGCUUAGCGCAGCUUAGGAGGGUGCUGGCAGUUUUGUGGUGACAAAAAUAACUGUUGACCUCUUGAGCUUGGAGACCGUAUCUUUUUUAGAGGCGUUAUUGCCUAGUCACCCAUCACUGGUGAUCCUUCCAAUAGGUGAUGAGUGGUGAACAAGAAUGUUGCACUUUAUGUUUAUCUUGACUAAACUUCCUUUCCAUGGAUUUUAUCUAUUGUUCUAGCUUGUUGGGGUCUUUUUGGGUCCUGUCAUCCAGAUGUUACCUACUCCGUCUUUCUUCAUGGCAUCUGAAUGUUUGAGAAGCCUCGCUUCUCUGCGUUUAUCCAGGUCACAGAGAGAUAAAAUGUUGGCCAGCACAGCACCAAUGUAGUGGAGCCUUCCACUAGAGGCCUCCCCGGACAUUUACACGAGUCCACUACUAACUGUUCUUUGGGUCUCAUCAUCCAGACAGAACUCAGUCUGCCCGACUGGACUCUCCUAGAGCCCCCACUUCUUGGUCUUGCCAACACGCUGGCACAAGAGGCCUCAUCAAGGACUUGAGCGAGAUCUGAGUUUACUGCAUGUGAACUAGCAUUUUCCUAGUCUCUCUCUUCUUCAGAUGGGACCACAUUUGCCCUCUCCAGCUUUGCAGCAUCUCCCUCAUGUUCUAGGAUCUGCAAAUUUCCCCAAUCCCUAGGAUUUCCUUUGGGCCCGGUUGCUUGAACUCAUUAAAGAGAGCCAGAUACAUCUGCUCUUCUCACUCACCUUGAGUUUUGACUGUCUGCUCAUUUUUUCUACCCUUCCAUGACCAGAAGCGGAGUAUGAGUUAAUUAGUUCAGCCUUCUUUCCAUUUUCUGUUAACAUCCCAUUCACUUUCCAGCAGCUCUAUUCCUUCUCUGAUAACCUCUUUUGCCUCCAACCCCCAUUUAUAAUCUUUGGCAUUCAUCAGUGGCCUCAGCUCAUUCUGAGCCUCCAAACCCCCAUUUAUAAUCUUUGGCAUUCAUCAGUGGCCUCAGCUCAUUCUGAGCCUCCAACCCCCAUUUAUAAUCUUUGGCAUUCAUCAGUGGCCUCAGCUCAUUCUGAGCCUCACCUCUGUUCAUACUACUCCUACAGGCCUGUGGUGCUCUAUUGUAUUCAUCCACAGUUACUUGUCCUUGCUUCCCACUUCUGGGUGGGGCUUUGUACAAUUGUGUGUGAGUUCCCAGUGUGUUCACAUCAGUCUUGUAGGCAGCUCUUCAUUUCCACGCUCACUCAGUGCUGCCCUCUGCUUGUGUCUUCAGAAUUUCAUUCUUGAGAACCUUUAGAUCUCUCUUGACUGAAUUCUCCCCGAGAAUAUUGGGUUGUUGGAGCCGUCCUAUCCUUUCUCUGAACCCCUUUCAAAUCUGCUCUGCCAAAAUGCAUGGUUCGCUGGAGAGUAUGCCUGGCUGUCCUCUUAGCAGGCAAAUGAACGAAAGACUAACGUUAUCUGGCAUCCCAAUAUCACAAUUAUGAAUGUUUGCCUCUUCAGCCGUCCAGAGUGGUAUGUCCACAAUCACAUGAUAGUGAAACUUCAGACAAUCUGAAUCCCACUGCCACUAAACCUUGUGUUUCUCUUUCCAGGGUUGGCAGAAGUUAUCAAGAAGGUUAAAAAAUAGGAUGCUUCUCCAAUAUUAGAAUAGCCCCACUGACCACGUGCCUGUCUUAUUACAAGGCCAGGUCUCACCUAGCAACGUAAAGCACAGAAUCAAGGUCAGGGUCGUUGGGCCCAAAUUCCAGCUUUGCUUUUAUCUUUGAAACUCAGUUGCCAAUCAUUUGGGGACUUCGCUUCAGUCAUCUGGGCCCUGGAGACUAAGGGAACCUUUAUUAGGGAGGAAAGAUUUUAUCCCAAAGAUAAAAUUUUUGUCAAAUAUUUGCAGGUUCUACUGCAAGAGAGCUUAUCCCUGUAUAGGAAGCCCCAAAUACAGACAGAAAUGUUUGUGUACUAUCAAAUACAUACAUGCAUACACAUAUAUAUUGUGACACUUUUGCUACCUUAUUAUAUUCCUGCACCUUGUAAAAAGGCCUCACUGUAUGAGGAGGCCCAUCCUAUAGAUUUCUUUGUGUGAGUUAAAGACCCCAUGUAGGCUCAGGCCCCCAAUGUGUACUUGUGGUACCCCACACAGCAGAGCCGCAGACUGGCUGGUGCCCGUAAGGCUCAUGAGCUAAUUCUUACAGCUAGGGGUGAAGAGGAGGGACCAGAAUGGUCUUGGUGCUGCCACUGCCCACAAAUACGGUGCCUGGGGUUGGUAUGUGAUUAUGUGGGUCCAGGAAACAUACAUCCCAGGGGGACUGAAUUGAUACUUGUCAGGGGCCAAAUGCAGCCUCAUCUAGUCCUUCCUGGGACCAGCCAGCCAUGGAGCACAUCUCCUUAUGGGUAUCACUGAAUAAAAGUGAAGGACAUGUGGGAGAGUGUGGGAUAAGUGACUUCUGUGCCAAGGGGAGUAUGGUUGGUCCCCUCGGGGCAGAUUUGGAAGCAGCAAGAGACACACUUCUUGCUUUGUGCUCAACCCUGAGCAUGAAGCUGCCUGCUCAGCCAGGGGCUGUACGUCCCCCUACCCCACCCCACUAGAGCCAAAUCCAGUCUAUGGGAGUGGAUGAGACAUGGCAAUGAAUUUAGGCUAUGAUUGGGUCCUUCUGGGCAACUCAUAAUAACCAGCAUUUAUAUAUAGCAAUGUCUGGUUGGUGAGAAGCACUUUACAGACAUUAUAUCCUGCUCUGGGAUAAAAUGAAAGGAGAACCAUGUAAAUAUAAUGUAUAGAGGGAAUUGUGGCAAGUGUAUGUAUUUGUUUUGCUGAACUAUGCUUCUUAUAAGGGAGAGUUCUAUUGGGGG
This is a messenger RNA of Vombatus ursinus (common wombat), 7163 nucleotides long. It is a transcript of the gene CKAP2L, whose product is annotated as cytoskeleton associated protein 2 like. The transcript has 9 exons. NCBI's taxonomy places the organism in Eukaryota, Metazoa, Chordata, Mammalia, Diprotodontia, Vombatidae. Bases 36 to 2309 code for a protein of 757 amino acids. Gene Ontology annotation, cellular component: cytosol; mitotic spindle; centrosome. The record is from RefSeq and is a predicted model, not a curated record.